This is a messenger RNA of Hipposideros armiger (great roundleaf bat), 5607 nucleotides long. RefSeq names its product potassium inwardly rectifying channel subfamily J member 5 (gene KCNJ5). Gene Ontology annotation, molecular function: G-protein activated inward rectifier potassium channel activity. Bases 263 to 1522 code for a protein of 419 amino acids. The transcript is spliced from 3 exons. Gene Ontology annotation, cellular component: plasma membrane. Gene Ontology annotation, biological process: regulation of monoatomic ion transmembrane transport; potassium ion import across plasma membrane. NCBI's taxonomy places the organism in Eukaryota, Metazoa, Chordata, Mammalia, Chiroptera, Hipposideridae. The record is from RefSeq and is a predicted model, not a curated record.
GAGAGAGAGCCUCCCGCUGCUCUCGCUGGAGAAGGGAGUGACUGAGGGGCUGGCGAGGCAGGGACAGGAUGGCUUAGGAGCCUCUGCUCACAGAACCCACGACAGGGAGAAGCUCUAGGCAGAGUCUGAGGCUGCUGUAAUGGCUGGAGGUGCAGAGUCCCCUCAAGGGCCCUGAGCGCCCCCUACCCCGCCUCAAAGGGACACCCCAGAAGUUAGCAUCAGUGGGACUUGGAAGCUCCGAUUGCAACAACAUAUCUCAGCUAUGGCUGGCGAUUCUAGGAAUGCUAUGAACCAGGAUAUGGAGAUAGGAGUCACUCCCAGGGACCCUAAGAAGAUUCCCAAAAAGGCUCGAGAUUACAUCCCCGUCGCCACAGACCGCACCCGCCUGCUGGCGGAAGCCAAGAAGCCCCGCCAGCGCUACAUGGAGAAGAGCGGUAAGUGCAAUGUCCACCAUGGCAACGUCCAAGAAACCUACCGAUACCUGAGCGACCUCUUCACCACGCUGGUGGACCUCAAGUGGCGCUUCAACCUGCUGGUCUUCACCAUGGUCUACACCAUCACCUGGCUGUUCUUUGGUUUCAUCUGGUGGCUCAUUGCUUACAUUCGGGGUGAUCUAGACCAUGUUGGCGAUCAGGAGUGGAUUCCUUGUGUUGAAAACCUCAGUGGCUUCGUGUCUGCCUUCUUGUUCUCCAUUGAGACUGAAACCACCAUCGGAUACGGCUUUCGGGUGAUCACAGAGAAGUGUCCAGAGGGGAUUAUACUCCUCUUGGUCCAAGCCAUCCUCGGCUCCAUUGUCAAUGCCUUCAUGGUGGGGUGCAUGUUUGUCAAGAUCAGUCAGCCCAAGAAGAGAGCGGAGACGCUCAUGUUUUCCAACAACGCGGUCAUCUCAAUGCGGGACGAGAAGCUCUGCCUCAUGUUCCGGGUGGGUGACCUUCGCAACUCCCAUAUCGUGGAGGCCUCCAUCCGCGCCAAGCUCAUCAAGUCCCGGCAGACCAAAGAAGGGGAAUUCAUCCCCCUGAACCAGACUGACAUUAAUGUGGGCUUUGACACGGGGGAUGACCGGCUCUUCCUGGUGUCACCGCUCAUCAUCUCCCACGAGAUCAAUGAGAAGAGCCCUUUCUGGGAGAUGUCCCGGGCCCAGCUGGAUCAGGAGGAGUUCGAAAUCGUGGUGAUUCUAGAAGGGAUGGUGGAGGCAACAGGCAUGACUUGCCAAGCACGGAGCUCCUACAUGGACACAGAGGUGCUCUGGGGCCACCGGUUUACACCAGUCCUCACCUUGGAAAAAGGCUUCUAUGAGGUGGACUACAACACCUUCCAUGACACCUACGAGACCAACACGCCCAGCUGCUGUGCCAAGGAGCUGGCAGAAAUGAAGCAGGAAGGCCGGCUCUUCCAGUACCUCCCCAUUACGCCCCUGCCUGGAAGCUGUGCUACAACAGAGCUGGAUGCAGAGGCUGAACAGAAUGGAGACAACGAGCCUGAGGGGCUAAGUGAGCCCCAGCAGACCAGGGGCUCUGUGUAAGGGCCGCACUCUCCUCAGAACCUCCCUUCACUGAUUUCUAUGAGUUCAGACACUGUAGAGCCAGGGGUAAAGGGGCUGAAUUAGCUGAGUGUGUUUGGGACUUUGGGGGGAGGAACAGUAUAUCCAGUCCUGGAAUCUCCCAGUUCAGGGUCUCUCCAAACAGGUGGCCUGUUGCCUAGGCCCCCACGGCAAUGCUGCCUCUUCUCUUCCCAUGCUGUGGGUGCUGGCUAAGGGCCAGGCCAGGAUGGGUUCCCCACAGUGAAAGCUACAGGGUGACCUCUGUCCUCACGCACACCUCAGACAUCUGGCCCAGGAUCACCUCCCUCCUUAGGUCUCACAAACCGACUGGCAGCUCCCGUCUGGAGGCUGACACCUAGAGAGAACUGUCACCCCAUCCCCUCCUUACAACCAGCCUAAGGCUCAUCAUGGAUUCAGGGAGGAGAGACUCUGCCCUCCUAGAAGCUCAACCCCCAACCCCAUCCUCUUAGAGUCAGCUCACAGACCUCAUGGGUAAAGUUGAUCCAAGUCACGCAGGCACUUCCUUUCAAACCUGAAACCAGUGACUUAUUGGGAGCUGAGGUAUAUAAGGCCCUUGAUUAUCUCUGUCGGUAUCUGGAAAGUGUGUGUGUUUUUCCUCUGUUGUGUUCUACAUGUCAAAUGUAACCUGCUGGAUAAUUGAUCUCCUCAAAGUGACUCUUAGAAGGCAGCCUGGACCACAGAGCACCUCUGAGCAUGUGGAUAGUUGCCUCAGCCAUUUCCAGACCACCUCAAAUCACACUGUAUCCUCCACCUCCCACCACAAGGAGAACCCCAGAAGCUGAUUCUUUUUAGUACUUUCGGCCCAAAAAUCUCAAAGUACUUCUAACCUUCACUGUGGUUUUCUUGCCCAGUCUCAGAGAGACUGUGGAAAAUCCAGGGAGAAAGCAAGCUGAGUUUCAGAGGGCACGAUCAGCCAGUCAGUGCUGAGAUAAGGAGGGCAGCGAGGGAAGAAAAACAGAGAGAAAGGCAAGCAGCUAGAAUUUUAAAAUAAGCAUGGGCACCAAUGGAUGCUGAGGUAUCUGACUUCAGGGCUCAGCACAUCUUUGUUACUCGGGGAGUUAGGGGGUGUGAGGCAAAAGGAGAGGUGACUGCAGCGGCACCUUCACCUUCAAGCUCAAGCUGGACCAAUUCUCAGCUGGUGCCAAGAAGCCCCUGGGCCUCCUCUUGGUCAGGCAGGGGCCUAAGAAGGCGGCUGGGCUAGGAGAGCAGGGAUGGUGCCCAGAAAGGGGGAGAGGAGGGCCGCCCCCUCCUAUCUGGCAAACGUGGGGUGAGGAGGAUCAAUGGAAGAAUCAGAACAGGGUGAACGUUAAGAGAGAAAAGGGCAGAGAAGAGCCUUAAAACUGACAGCUUCAGAGGGCUUUUCAUUUCCAGGAUAGAUGGCACAGAAAGAGGAUAAACGGAUGGACAGACGGAUAGUGCCCAUGCUCAUGUCGAUUCAUGGAGCCUGUCUGGUACUUGUUGAGACAGACAGGCUUCAAAUUAACUGACUUAGACCUGGAGAGAAAUUUCAAAUGCUCCCCAGCCACAGAAUUAUGGAGGCCUCCCCCACGAUCUUCACAGCUCUCAACUGGCCUCUGAAAAUGAAUGCAUUUUCCUGUCCCAAAAGUGACACACCUUCCCCAGGAGUAAAAGCAAAGCCAUAGUGAGGCAGAAAGUUAAGGCAGAGCAAAGGGGAUUGCAUGUGGAUCUCAGGCCCAGGCCCUCUCAAGCUGGUCUUCUAGAUUCUGGGGCAGAUGAGAUUAGGAGGCAGGCAGCCUCAGAUGGGGACCUGGCACUUGUGGGCUGCCACCGUCAGGGCAGGGAAUCCCUGUGCUUGGGCACACAGGCUGGAUCUUGAGAGGUGGGCACAGGGAAGCAGUGAGCAAGCAGGGGCCCUCUCCAGGGACAUAGUGCUGAGUUGAGGUUCCAGGCAUCCUUCUCUGGUGAAGAAGAUCUUGGAAGGAAUGGGGGAUGGGCUGGCAUUUCGCCCUCGGGGAAAGGAAGCAGGCAGCCUACAGCAGCACCCCAGUAUGCCAUCAGGAAUCUAAGGCAGGAAGUCCGCUACUGAGACUGGAUGCCUUGGAGUGAGAGGAGCUACAGCUGGACUGCCCCAGCGCUCACCCCAAGCUGGCCAGAUCCAGGGCUUACACAGCAGGACUAUUUCCUUGCUCCCUGCCAGAUCUAAAACCUGCCUCUGGUCAAACUGAUCAGUGUCUGCAGGCUACAACCCUCAGGCAGCUAAGCAAGGCUGGGGAAACCACAGGUGAAAUAGCCUUGUAGCUGGACUGGGGUCUGGGGCCUGUUUCACAUCUGCCUCAGUUUAUGAUUCUAAACAUCCCCCAAACCACUAAGCGAGCCCCUCUCCAGGUCUCUAACUCUGUAGUGGCCUCCAUGAAUCCAAAUCACAUCUCUCGGCCAACUACAGGAGCUACAGAAGAGGAAGCUCCUGUAAAAGCUACAGAAGAGGAAGAGAUCCAAACAGUCCUAUUCUAAAGCUCUCCGAUAGGCCAGAGCCCACAUGUGCUGGAAUUAGUCACAUACUUAUCUGAGUGUUCACAUCAGCUGCUUUCUCUCAUGGAAACACAAAUGCAAGAAGACCGCCAUUCAUAUCCCUAGGAAAUCCUUCUUCAUGACGAGUUGAUCCAACUAAAGCUUGAAAAGUUCUUCGAAUCGUUUUUUAGAAGUGCUUAUAUAAACAUGGACUUAUUCAUUGUAAAGUCUGAUGAGGGUCUGAGCUUCAUUGGGUCACUUUACAGACAUCAUGCUUGCACACAAGCCACUGUGGGUCAUAGCCCUGAGUUGCAUGGCUCAGAGCCCACCCAUCACUUCUAAUGGGUCACUGUUCAGUCAGGCAGUAAGAUGGAGCCACUAGAAAUUUCCACAAACCUCAACAUCUCCAAAACCUCAAAGCGUUAUCUCCCUGGUCAGAUGCUGAAAGCAUUGGGAGCUAACUUCCUGCCUUAGCAUUUAUGUCCUUCCUUUCUGAGAACAAACAUCCCCUGUAAAGGAAAGGCCCCAGGAACUCAGAAGAAGGUAAGUUCCCUGUAGUUCCUUUCCCCAUCAAUCUGACACCUGACAGGUGUUGACACCAUUGCCCAAAGGACCGUGUUCUCAGGCCAGGUAGAAUGGGCAUUGUCCAUGAUUCAGACGCUACCCUAGCUGAGAAGUCAGAGCUCACUUCCUGUCAUGCCCUUCUGCUGCUUUGAGAUGAUGGCUUGAGCAAUUGACCUUGAUGGAGGUGAAAGAACCCUUGUGUGUUUGGGGAGAACGCUCCCUGUUCAUGAAAUGUAACAACUGGGCACCUUCUUUCACAUUACUUAUCCUGUGCUCUGCCUUCCUGCAGGCCUCAACCAUGUGUCUCUUUUGAGUUGGAACCAGAGAAACUUGAAUUUUUUUAUUGAAGUUGCUAAAAACAGAAACAGUUGGCCUGUUGUCUUCUAAGAAUAUGGCCUGAGUACAUCUCUGCACAUACACCAUUUACUAGGCACCUACUAUGUGUCCAGCGGUAGGUUUGACACUUCACCUGGGUGAUUGCAUAUAAUUCUCAAAACACUGCAGAGAAACUCAUAGAAACCCCUUAUUACCAAUGAUCCAACUGAGUUUCAGAGAGGUUAAUUAGUUUGCUCAAGGCCACAGAUGAUAGAUGCCAAGCACCUCCCAAGCAAACACAGAUGAGCCAGCAUCCUGCAUAACACCCACCUCUGGGGCAUCUUGGUGAGCUUGGGCAGCAGACAUAACAACCCCAUACUUCUUCAGACCGCGAGUUUGUGCGCCAUGCUGUGCUGUGCCACAGGGCUUGAGCUUCCGUCCACCAGCAGGUUCUCUUGUGGCAGGAUAACUGGGAAACACCUUUCUUUGAUUCUUAGAGAAUUAAUGAGCUGUGAAGAGAGAUUAGAUGGGGAAUAAUUGCUUUCAGGAAGAAGCCAGUUGUUCUGCUUGGGUUAGUUUUCACCAACAACGUCUCCUUAAACUACCAGGUCAAAUCUUUCUCCCUGUGUAGGAUUUGUUAUUAAAAAGAACACCAUUGCACUGCCAAAAAUUCAUCCAAUAAAGUGGAUUUGAUCUUA